This is a messenger RNA of Staurois parvus, 587 nucleotides long. The record is from the annotation of a GenBank genome assembly. Lineage: Eukaryota; Metazoa; Chordata; Amphibia; Anura; Ranidae.
GAUGAAGUUAUUCGUAAACGUCUUUUAAUUGAUGGGGAUGGCGCUGGUGAUGACCGAAGAAUCAAUCUGUUGGUGAAAAGUUUUAUAAAAUGGUGUAACUCUGGAUCUCAGGAGGAUGGAUACACCCAAUACCAGCGGAUGCUUAGCACUUGUCUCAGUGUUCAUUCUCCAUGGGAAAAACUCUCCUUGUACAUGACAUGAACCUGCGGGAAAUGGAGAACUAUGAGAAGAUCUACAGUGACAUUGAGAGCAGUAUUGCAGCAGCACAUGAGAAAAUAGCUGAAUGUAAGAAACAGAUUUUACAGGCCAAGCGGAUCCGAAAGAAUCGUCAAGAGUAUGAUGCAUUAGCUAAAGUGAUACAGAAUCACCCAGAUCGUCAUGAGACAUUAAAGCAACUGGAAGCAUUGGACAAGGAGCUGAAGCAGCUGUCUCACACCAAGGAGAAUGUUGAAGACAAGCUGGAGUUAAGACGAAAACAGUUCCACGUCCUCCUCAGCACCAUUCAUGAACUCCAGCAAACCCUAGAAAAUGAUGAGAAACUGGCUGAAGAAUCUCAAGAUGUGCAGAUGGAAACUGGAACUCAGUAG